Messenger RNA from Prunus armeniaca (apricot), 282 nucleotides. NCBI's taxonomy places the organism in Eukaryota, Viridiplantae, Streptophyta, Magnoliopsida, Rosales, Rosaceae. The record is from the annotation of a GenBank genome assembly.
AUGAGGUGGAAGAGCAAGGCUUGGGCUGUUUUGGGCACUGUUGCAGCUGUGGAGGAGUUGAAAGAAAAGAGUCUAAGCAAAUGGAGAUCCCUGCGGAGCUACCAACAUGCACUAAUUAACAACAUUAUGCCACUGUCUACACAAGUGGGAAAAUCUUCUUCGUCUACAUCUUCAACAAUGGAGUCAAAGAAGAAAUAUUGCAAGCAGAGGACUCUGAAUCUGAAGCAAUCAGAAGAACCACUUAGACUAAUUAUGUACUUGAGCUGUUGGGGACCCAAUUGA